Molecule: messenger RNA, 936 nt
Organism: Chaetomium strumarium
Lineage: Eukaryota; Fungi; Ascomycota; Sordariomycetes; Sordariales; Chaetomiaceae
Product: MED6 mediator subfamily complex component-domain-containing protein
Exons: 2
Coding region: 1-936 (311 amino acids)
Biological process (GO): regulation of transcription by RNA polymerase II
Cellular component (GO): core mediator complex; mediator complex
Molecular function (GO): transcription coactivator activity
Source: RefSeq, a predicted model, not a curated record
AUGGCGCAGAACCCAGCGCCCAAUCAGGGGCCACCGCUUGACGAGAUUCAAUGGCGCGCCCCGGUUUCAUUCGAGGGAGGCAUUCACAACAACAGCGUCCUCUACUACUUCGCCCAGUCGCCCUUCUACGACAAGACUUCCAACAAUGAGGUCGUCUUCCAGCAGGGCCUAAACAACCCGAACAUGACACCUUUUCUGGCGACGCGUGAGCUCUUCGAAGGUCGCCUCAAGACGAUGUCUGGGCUCGAGUUCAUCGUUGCCCAGGAACCUGCCGAGACGGGACCCGGCGCGGGGACCGGCGUUUGGGUUAUCAACAAGCAGACUCGGCGCAAGCGGCAGGGCGAGGAGGACGAGAUCACCCUGCAUGCGGUAUACUUCAUGGUGGGAGACAACAUCUACAUGGCACCCAGUAUGGCCGACAUUCUUAGCUCCAGGAUAGCCUCGCUUUCCACGGGGGUGUCGCAGAUCCUCUCCACCGCCUCAAGCAUAUCAUCCUGGUCUCCCGCCCGGGGACGUAUCUAUCCGACGCCAGCAGCCAAGGCGGGCGCCUCCGCGGCUAGGCCGCGUGGACCAGCAACCACAUACAGCGCCAACCUCCCCGAUGCCUCCGUUUUUCAAGAGGCUCUCGCCAUACACCACCAGUUUGGCAACCAGUACAUGAACGAAAACCCAAUCACCGGCAGGCCUGGCGACUUCCACCUGUCUUCAACUGGCCGGAAAGGUGUCAGUCUUUCUGCCGCAGCGGCUGGCAACGCUAAGAAGGCGGCCCUCAUGCCGACUUUGCCAGCGCUCAACACCCAAGUCGGAGCCGAGAAUCCGCUGGCCGCCAAGCCAUCGGGUAAGGAGAACAAGAGCCCGAAGACAGCUGGUGGGAGCAGUGCGACGCAGAAGGGGAAGAAGAGGAAGGGGAGCAAGGCUGGGGUGACGCCGCAGUAG